Messenger RNA from Protomyces lactucae-debilis, 2034 nucleotides. RefSeq names its product putative MFS multidrug transporter. Gene Ontology annotation, biological process: basic amino acid transport; transmembrane transport. Lineage: Eukaryota; Fungi; Ascomycota; Taphrinomycetes; Taphrinales; Protomycetaceae. Gene Ontology annotation, molecular function: basic amino acid transmembrane transporter activity. The coding region runs from base 272 to 1933 and encodes 553 amino acids. The transcript has a single exon. The record is from RefSeq and is a predicted model, not a curated record. Gene Ontology annotation, cellular component: fungal-type vacuole membrane.
UCCCUCUGGAUCUUACCCAGUCUCAGUCUGCUGCUUGCGGGAGGCAGACGGCCAGCUGACGACCUCUCUGUUUGUCCUCCGGCUUCUCCCUGCUGAAUACUCGCUCAAUACUGAUUGAGGCUAGAUGUGACUGCUUUGUCAGGAAUAGCCGAGAUCUAGAACUAGAUCUAUUGCUCGACAAGCUGAGUCAGCUCUACUUCCUCAAGUACUGGAGUAUCGAAGCAGCUGCACCUUCUAUGUGCCCAGAGGGGAAUAUCUAUAGGCUCGUCUGAUGAGCCCUGCAGAUGUCAGUUCGCAGCGCUCGCGUGGACAAAUACCUUCGGCAGAGACAGAGACUACUCCUCUUCUCAAUGGCUCUCCUCGAACAGAAGAGUCAGCUACAGCUAGAGGCAUUUCGUCGCGACGUCUCGCGCUCACCAUCGCUGCCAUCUCGUGUGGUACCUUCCUCGCUGCCUUUGAUUUGACGAUUGUUGCUGCAAUUUGGCCAACUAUUGGAGCCGAGUUCAACAGCUUGAAUCAAAUGGCGUAUGUCGCCGUUGCGUAUCAUCUGUCAAACACUGCUUUUCAACCGCUCUACGGACGCUUGAGUGACAUCUUUGGUCGCAAACAGUGUCUAUUAUUUGCCAAUGCCGUCUUUGGUAUAGGAACUCUUGGAUGUGCGCUAAGUAGGAACUUGGGGUCUCUCGUCUUGUCACGCCUCGUUGCUGGCAUUGGCGGCGGCGGUCUCAACGUCGUGAGUGUCAUCAUCCUCUCAGAUCUUGUCCCAGUACGCCGACGAGGCAUAUUUCAAGGUCUGAUGAACAUCAUCUUUGGCUCUGGCAGUGCUCUGGGUGCGCCAAUCGGUGGCCUCAUUGCAGACAGUGCUGCUGGCUGGCGAUGGGCUUUUGGCAUACAGCUGCCCAUCAUUGUCCUUUCAAUGUUUAUGAUUUGGCGCCUCAUCGUCGUCAAGGACCCUAUGCACGAUACGACUGCUACGUGGCAAGCGCGUGUGCGGCGAAUAGACUUCAUUGGCUCCGCAAUGCUUGUUUCUGCCAUCAGCUGUCUGAUCAUUGGUCUCAACAUUGGAGGCAACAUGGUGGCAUGGCGUUCACCUAUCCCUUUGUCACUCAUGGCAGGCUUCGUCAUCUUUGCCAUUGCAUUCAUUUUGGUGGAAAAGAAUGUUGCUUCAGAUCCCAUCCUGGCUGUCCGACUCAUGCAUGCUCGCACACCGAUACUCACCUCGAUUUGCAAUUUCUUUUCGACAACAGGCUACUUCAUCUUGCUGUUCCAGCUGCCACUCUUUUACCGGGCUACCAUGCAUUUGUCUGCAUCUGGUGCUGGACAGCGGUUGAUUCCAGGCGCAGUAGCCGGAAGCAGUGGAUCGUUGGCCAUUGGCUUCUUGAUGACAUAUCAUGGCAGCUACUAUCGAUUCAUGCUGAUUUGCUCGGGGCUCUUGAUGCUAGGCACGACGUAUGUCUAUUCACUCGAUACGCACAGCAGUCUGUUUGCACAAUAUACAGUCUUGAUUCCAUGUGGAAUUGGGUACGGAGGGUUUCUCACUACAACACUGAUUGCUCUGCUCACAAAUACACGCUCUGAGGAAAUGGCAUCUGCAACGGGCAUGAGCUAUUUAUUCCGAGCUGUUGGUUCAAUUGUUGGUAUUUCAGCAUCGAGCAAUAUUCUCAACACAUUGCUUGGUUCUCGCUUGACGCCGGUUGUGGGACGAAAGUUGACGGAAAUGAUCAAGCGGGAUGCCAAUGUUAUCUGGACACUCAAGAAGCAUGAGCGAAAUGUAGUUCUUGGUGUUUAUGUUGGGUGCAUGCAUGUUUUGUUUGCAACGGCCAUAGUGCUGAGUGUCUUGACUUUUCUAUGUGCUAUUGCAGUCGAAAGAAAGUCCCUCAAGGAGGAGGACGCCGUCUUGGCAGACCCUAGUUGUGGUGAGCCAGCACUUUGACCAGGAAGACAAGGACUUUCAGAUGGAUGAAUUUCAGGGGCUUGCAAAUUCGACGUUUCACACUCAUUGGUCCAUUCGAGACACCUCAAUCUGACUGCGAA